AUGUCUUCAGCUUUUAUUAGAUUCUUGAAUUCAGAAACAGGUCCAAAGACUGUGCAUUUUUGGGCCCCUGUCUUAAAAUGGUCAUUAGUCGUUGCUGGUAUUUCUGAUAUUAAUAGACCAAUUGAAAAAGUUUCAGGUACACAAAAUUUAUCAUUAUUAGCAACUGGUGUUAUAUGGACAAGAUGGUCAUUUGUUAUUAAACCAAAAAAUUAUUUAUUAGCAAGUGUAAAUUUUUUUCUUUCUGGUACUGCUGGUUAUCAAAUUAGUAGAUUAAUUAAUUAUAGAAAUCAACAAGGUGAUUCUCCAAGUGAAAUUUUUAAAUAUAUUGUUAAUGGUCCAAAAGAUGAAACAAAAGAUGUUGCACCAGGUGCUAAUGUAAAUAAAAUUGAUGAAAAAGUUGUAACAAAAGCUUAA
Hansenula ciferrii is the source of this 414-nucleotide messenger RNA. It is a transcript of the gene MPC2, whose product is annotated as mitochondrial pyruvate carrier. Gene Ontology annotation, cellular component: mitochondrial inner membrane. The transcript is spliced from 2 exons. Gene Ontology annotation, molecular function: pyruvate transmembrane transporter activity. The coding region runs from base 1 to 414 and encodes 137 amino acids. The record is from RefSeq and is a predicted model, not a curated record. Lineage: Eukaryota; Fungi; Ascomycota; Saccharomycetes; Phaffomycetales; Wickerhamomycetaceae. Gene Ontology annotation, biological process: pyruvate import into mitochondria.